UCGCCUCCUCCCCUCCCCAGAGAUUUCGCGAUGAUUCAGAUGAGCCCUCCCAGGCCUUCGCCCUCUCUCUCCCUGACAUCAUCCCUGUCGCUGCUGAAGCCCUUUUCCUCUCUGCCUUUCCCACCCUCUCCACCUUCUCCCUACCUGGCUCCUUCCUUGUCUCUGUCCUCUUCUGCGUCCUUGCUGUCCCCACCCUGGCUCCUUCCCCCAGCGAGCGGCUCGCUUUCCUUUCCAGGCUUGCGCUCUGCAGCCUCGGGAGCGGCCGCGCGAAGUCGGAGGAACUGGUGCUGAGGCAGCGGUUCGCGCGGGAUCCGGACUCGGGGACCCAAGCCCGCGCGGAGCUGGGACAGGGGGCCAAGCUCGCCCGCCGGGCGCCCUCCUGCCCGCGAUGGGCUGCUCCAGCAGCGCCCUCAACAAGGCCGGCGACGGCAUCAGGCCCCGCAGCGAAGAAAGUGAGUCCUGCUUUGUCCAACCAAAACCACGCACACUGGGAAGAGAAUCUACUUUAUAUGGCAAGGUACAAAACGAAAGCCUUCCUCGACUAGAAAAGCUCAAGAUUUCAGCUGUGUCUACAGCUAAUGGUGUUAAAUCCCUCCAUGAACAGCCCCUGGCAAAGGAUGCUGCAGACCCACCAGGAUCCACAGAGGAAACUCAGCCUCUUAAGGGACUGAAGGAGUCUGGGUCACCUCAGCCAGGUGGCAAAGAUGAUACUCCAGGAGCAGGAGAAAAGAAGAAGGACGUGGAAGCAGUGACAGAGGCUCAGCCUUUUAAAGGAAACGCUGAGACCGAAGCUUUAGGAGCAGAAGCUAAGAGUCAACCUUUGAGGACAGCGGGAGAGAGGGACUCUCCUGGAGCAGUGGAAGGUACUGAGAAUCCACAAGCUGCCGGAGAGAUGACACCCCUAGGAACAGCUGAGAAAAUUCCACCUCUGGAAGCAGCUAGAGAGCUACAAUCUCAAGAAGCUAUGGGGACGGAUGAACAGUCCCAACUCCCAGAAACAGUUCCCAAGGAGACGGAAUCUCCAGAAAUAUUGGAAGGAAGUCAGCUUGUGGAAACAGCUGAAAAGCAGCUACUUCAAGAAACGCUGGGAGAAGAUGACCAGUCCCAACUUCUAGAGAUGAUUCCCAGAGAGAAUGGAACACCAGAAGUAUCAGACAGAAGCCAGCUUAUGGAAACAGCUGUCAAGGAUGAUUCGCUCCAUAAAACUCCUGAAGGUCCAGGAAACAUGGAGCAGAUCCAACCUGAAAGAAUAGUUGGAAACAUGGAACAUCCAGCAGAAAUUCUAGAGACAGGGGCAAAUGUGGAAACGGUCAGGAAUAUUCAUGCUAACGAAGAGGACCAACACGUUGAAGGUGAAACAGGAGAAAAGGUUGAAACAGACGUGGAGAAUGAGAAAGUAAGUGAAGGGGCUGAAACAAAAGAAGAAGAAACGGGAGAAGCUGUGGGUCUUUCAGCAGCCCCGUAUAUAGGUAUGGUGAUGGAAGGGUGAACGGACACAGCGUAUUAUAACAGAGAAGACAGAAAGCGGCAGUGAAGUUUGUGGUUACAGAUCUUAUCUUUCAACAUCUACGUGUUUUAUACAAGGAGUGUGGUUAUCAUGUUCUUGAUUACAUUGUUCCAUAAAACUGCUAAGCUGUGAACAGUUUUUCUAGCUACUUACAAUUCAAAACUACAAAAAAAAAAAAAAAAGACGAAAAAUACAAUAGCUAGAGCCAAUACCAACUAGGGUAUAUGUUCGUUUAAGAGUGUGAGGGUGUUUUCUCCACUGUGGCAAUGGGUCCAUUCAGUGUAGAAAAUAAGACCCUAAAAGAAAGUAUAAACCUUUAAGUAUAAGUGGCCGGAGAAAGGAGUUAGCAGAUUUUAGGGAGCUCAUGAUAAUAAAGUCAUACAGUUGGAAUUAGGAUGGAGUAAGAAUGAUCAACAAUAACCGGGCAAACUAUACGUAGUAUUUCUUUCCUAUCACAGAAUUUAGAGCUGGUGGGAACCCGGGAAAGUAUGUCAUCUAAUUACCUUCUCACCUUAAGUCUAUCUACUACCAUACAUCCUUAUUGAUCGUGGUGUAUUAAAUAUGGUAACCAAAUUCUUCGUAAAGGAAUGCAGACUCUGGUGCUGUUAUAAGAUUAGGCAUUUUCACAAUGAAAGGUUAUACAUGUUUUAUGUGCCAUUUUGAAUCGUCUAGUGAUUUUAUACUUAUGUGAGGUGUUUCAAUUGGUGUUAUCCUUUUGACUGACAUUAAAGGUAUUUUAAAUUAACUGACUUUUAAAUAUAUUUCAGAGGCAACAAACAGCAAGAAUUAAAACCUAGAUUUGUUGCCUAUGUGGAGUCUAUUCCUUGGGCUCUAUUUUUUUUUUUUAAGAUUACUCUGAUUUAAUAUUAGGCUUUAGAUGUGGAAAAGAGCUGAAAAAUCAGGAUUUAAAAACCAUUUAUACUAUUUCCUUUGUGUUAAAAUGAUACACCACAGAAAGUCCCUUUUCAAGUAUUCCUCCAAAGUUGCAAGGGAUUUUGGUAAACGAUGAUAUGUGAAUAAUAAUAAUGGUAGCAAUCUUGCCCACCAAUGAGUGCCUUGUGUUUAUGAAUAUCAGGAUAGAGUUAUAUUCUGGAAACAUUUUAUAUCUUUAUCUUAUUUGUACAUAUGUGGUUUAAAGAUAACUGCUCAGAUGAAUUAACUAGACUAUUUUUACUUUAGCUUCUAUAUUAAACUGACUAUUAAGAUGAUGUAAUUAAUUUUAAGAAUAUAGGAUAGAGGGAAGAAUUAUCAUCCUUACUCUGAUUUUAAUGUUAGUGUAUGUUUCUGACUUUAAAGAGUUGAGGUAGCCAACAAGAGGAGUUACUUGAGUAGGUGACUUCAUCCUUCCUGCAAAGUAUAGAAGCUGGGUUGUGAUUUGAUUGAGAACAAGGAUUGUUUUAUGUGUCUGAAUUCAUGCAUUUAGCUCUUUUAAUGGGACAUGAUAGGUGCUUGAUAAGUAUUUGUCUAAUCAAUAAAUGAAUAAUAAAUACCAAGUAUUCCCAUUUACACUUAAUUCAUUAAAAAAGAAUAUAGGGCUUCCCUGGUGGUGCAGUGGUUGAGAGUCCGCCUGCCGAUGCAGGGGACACGGGUUCGUGCCCCGGUCCGGGAAGAUCCCACAUGCGCGGAGCGGCUGGGCCCGUGAGCCAUGGCCGCUGAGUCUGCACGUCCGCAGCCUGUGCUCCGCAACGGGGGAGGCCACAGCAGUGAGAGGCCCGUGUACUGCGAGAAAAAAACAAAACAAACAAACAAAAAAACCAAUAUAGAAUUCUUUAUAUAUUGAAUUUGAAAUAUGAAUUUGUGUGACACUAAUGUUUUCAUUCCAAAGCUGCUCAAGCUUAGUAAGACUAUAUAUUUAGGGUAGUUCCAAAAACAGUAAUAAUUUGGGGUCAGAAAGUUACAUAACUCAGAACUGCUAUAACAUCUUUCAAGCUACAUUUUGUAAUCCAAAGGUGUUUUUCCUGACCCAAAGGUAUUUUUAUAUAGAUAUCUAGUAAAUAGAAAAUGUCAGAGCUUAGUGUAAAGUAUGAUCACCUUAAAAAGUGAUUGUACUUUGUAUCAAGUACUCAAAUAGUAGGAUUCAUUUACUUAACAGGCAUAAAGGUCCAUUCUCCAUUGUGUGGAUUUAAAAAAAAAUCUCUAACAUAUGUUAAAGAGACCUCUAUUCAGAGCUCAUUCUUGAAAGAAGUCUUUCUCAAAAGCAUUAUUAUAUAGUUGUAAUGUAAAAGUUUUAAAAUUACUUACUAAUACCAUUAUUUUCCAUAAUAACUAAAAUCAUUUAU
Messenger RNA from Globicephala melas (long-finned pilot whale), 3786 nucleotides. RefSeq names its product glutamate rich 5 (gene ERICH5). The record is from RefSeq and is a predicted model, not a curated record. Lineage: Eukaryota; Metazoa; Chordata; Mammalia; Artiodactyla; Delphinidae.